Messenger RNA from Perkinsus marinus ATCC 50983, 408 nucleotides. RefSeq lists its product as hypothetical. Bases 1 to 408 code for a protein of 135 amino acids. The transcript has a single exon. The record is from RefSeq and is a predicted model, not a curated record. Lineage: Eukaryota; Perkinsozoa; Perkinsida; Perkinsidae.
AUGCACCAUCCCCGGGAUCCUAUAGCCAACGCUAAGGCCAUGAGCUGUUUCAGGGAGAAUGGCCAUGGUGUCACAACAGUGGGUCCAGACCUCUACGUCGUCGACUUAUCGGCUUCUACUGACCAAGAGCAACAAGUAGUGAGCGAAGAUACUGCAGUUGUUCCCGAUAAGUCUCAAAGUGUUGACGAAGGCGGAGACAUAGUGCAGCGAGGCAAGCGCUCUCGCGGGGAUGGUGAUGAUGAUGCAGAACCGAUGAAGAGGCCUCGGGCAAGAAGAGGGUCAGUUUAUCCUGGCAUGGAGAGUUAUGACGCGGCCGUUUUUACAGCGUUCGAGAGCUGUGGUGUGCGAAGUGAUAAUGAUUCUGAUGGCAAGUCGAGUUCCAGUAGUGAUGAAGAUGCUAUUGAGUAA